CCCUUCCCUAAUGGUACGUGAUCCGGUUUUGGGCGCUCUACGGUACACUUGUUUUAGGGUUUUCCUUGGGCUCACAAAGUUUCUACAUUGCCCAGCUUAGAAAUUGCAGUCCUGGAACCGGUGAAAGCGCAGCUCCUGUACGUAUUAUGGUGGUGACACACGGCUUCAAGACGCCUCCAGCGAUACAGUCUGGGUAGCAAGGUGGUGCAGCCAUUGUAGGUUGUAACAGACAAGAAAGGCGUCAAAGUUACAUUGGAGAACGAUGACCGAGCAGCAUUGAGAACAGUCCAUAGAAAUCUCUGCACGCGAUAGCGAGGAAGUCUGGCGCGGGACCUUCGCGGAUGCUAGAGAAGCGUACAACUCAUCCAGAAGGUGGAAGGGGUUGAAUAGCAGGUUGAACGCGGUUCCCACCGUUAAGCUGCGAGAUGCAGGAAGGACUUGGCACAGGCAUCAAGAAGGUUUCCAGCUCAAUGUGUGCGGACUUUUCGGCAGCAUCUCUGAAAUGUAUAAUAGAUGCUAACUAUGACAAGAGCAAGUGUCAAAAGGAGUUUCUAGAGUACAAGGAGUGCCGAAAAAAAGAGCGAGCAGCCAUGUUAGCCACGAGGCAGCAAGGAAAAGCCUGGUGACUCGCCCUGGAUUGUCAAGUGACUCCAACCCCCAUGAGAGCAUGGUGCAAAGACAGAGAAGUCAUGAUUAACGGCCUGGGGGUGCAGAGACUUGACCUUUUUCAUUUGUCCUCUGAACAUCUCAAUGGGGUGUCGACUUUUUCCAAGAGCUUUCCAAACCAAUAAUUGAAUCUUCGAAAGGCUGAUUGUGGGCCAGCUUUUGCAAAUAUGCAUCCAUGUUCCGGUGGCAGCCUGUGUUCUCGUUGCAUGGCAAUUCAGAUUCUCACAGACUGGAGACUACCGAGUAUCCACAUGGCCGAAGGACUCAAUGACGGGCCAACGUAUAUAGCCACCCGGCGCGAUCGAUUGCCAAGUUGAGCGCCGUAACGGAGCUGUCGAACCUUUAAAAGGCAAAAACUUUUAGAUGUUGCACUCACAAGGUCCCAACCCCAACCAGUGACAUGUAUUCAUUAGCAUACAGUGGUUGUUUGUGACCUCAUAACCCGAUUUCUGCGGUCAUGCAUAAUUCAAUCUGGAUAGUGUUGAGUAAGACUCAAAAUACGUGCGCGGCUCUGCGCAUAUGGGCUAUACUUGGAUCUUAUUUCUCGGCGUCAUUCGAAACUACUUUUCGUCUGG
This is a messenger RNA of Klebsormidium nitens, 1241 nucleotides long. NCBI's taxonomy places the organism in Eukaryota, Viridiplantae, Streptophyta, Klebsormidiophyceae, Klebsormidiales, Klebsormidiaceae. The record is from the annotation of a GenBank genome assembly.